UUUGCAUUAUUCUUGGUUACCGUUUAGUUGCAUGUUUUCUUACGUUGUUCUUUGAACAUUACAAUGGCAAGUUCAUCGACGAUAGUACGUAACAUCCUCGACGAGGUCCUUUACAAGGUGUACAGAUAUUGUACUACUGAGUACAGCGUUCCCAAAGAACAGAAAAAUAUGCCCCCUGCUUUACUCGGAGGUUCUGAUGACAAAAUAGAUGUAAUUGCAAAACGGGAUUUCUACGCGGAGCAACAAAUAACGAUGAAAAAGAUAUAUCGCAGAGUUGCCCGGGAGACUGUGCGAGAUUUAAUUAUUCUUGCAACAAAACAGGCUAAUGCAAGCCCAGACAAGGGACAAUUGGCAACAACUUCACAAUUCCGAUUCGCAAAUUACGAAGCACAAAAGUAUGCAUAUCAACAGCAGAUGGAAAAUAAGAGAGUGAAAAUACACAAGAAACUGCAGGUUAAAGUCACAGUUGGAUCAGAAAUUGUCCAAUACACACUCAGACCCCCGACCAAUCGUACAAAAGUUGCAGAAGGAAACAUGGAGAUACAGAAAUCUUAUGAAGCCCAGAGGGAAAUAACCCCAAAGGAGGACGAUCCCGAGCCAAAAGGCUGGAGAAAAUUAUUGUGCUGUGGAAAACCACAGAAAAAACAGGCUAAAGAGAAGAGAAAGAAGUUGGGGUUGCUGAACAGAUUGUGCCAAUUUUUUGCCCGUCGUUGA
This is a messenger RNA of Saccostrea cuccullata (small rock oyster), 714 nucleotides long. RefSeq lists its product as uncharacterized. The transcript has 8 exons. Bases 64 to 714 code for a protein of 216 amino acids. The record is from RefSeq and is a predicted model, not a curated record. NCBI's taxonomy places the organism in Eukaryota, Metazoa, Mollusca, Bivalvia, Ostreida, Ostreidae.